This is a messenger RNA of Oldenlandia corymbosa var. corymbosa, 420 nucleotides long. NCBI's taxonomy places the organism in Eukaryota, Viridiplantae, Streptophyta, Magnoliopsida, Gentianales, Rubiaceae. The record is from the annotation of a GenBank genome assembly.
AUGGCCUCAAAGGUGAUAAUCUUACUUUCCUUGUAUGUCUCUAUCACUUUUUUAGGCUCUUCUGCGCUGGCCGGAAUCAGUUCUCCACCGGUUACUGGUUCUACCCCGGCAAUACUUACCUGGAAUGAUUUUUCUAGCGGUGGUGGUAGUGGAGCUUGCGAAUGUGACGGAAGAUUUCAUAGUAAUGGCGAAAUGAUCGUUGCCCUUUCCACCGGUUGGUAUGCCGGAGGCUCGAGGUGUGGCCAUAGGAUUCAGAUUAGGGCUCAGAAUGGUAAGAGAGCAUUUGCAAAGGUGGUAGAUGAAUGUGACAGUAACCAUGGUUGUGAUGACAACAUUGUUGAUGGGUCUGAUGCUGUUUGGAGAGCUUUAGGGCUUGAUGAAAACUUGGGGAGAGUUCCGGUUACUUGGUCCAUGGCUUGA